Messenger RNA from Drosophila erecta, 833 nucleotides. RefSeq names its product elongation of very long chain fatty acids protein F. Lineage: Eukaryota; Metazoa; Arthropoda; Insecta; Diptera; Drosophilidae. Gene Ontology annotation, biological process: fatty acid elongation, monounsaturated fatty acid; fatty acid elongation, polyunsaturated fatty acid; sphingolipid biosynthetic process. Gene Ontology annotation, cellular component: endoplasmic reticulum membrane. Bases 16 to 813 code for a protein of 265 amino acids. The transcript is spliced from 2 exons. Gene Ontology annotation, molecular function: fatty acid elongase activity. The record is from RefSeq and is a predicted model, not a curated record.
UUCUUCAACUCCAAAAUGGCUGAUUUUCUCAAUCGAACCCUGAUCAUUUCGGAUGAUCCUGUCCGCCUGCCACUCAUCGGAAGUCCAUGGCCCGCGCUCACCAUCAUUUCGAUCUAUUUGCUGUUCGUCUUGAAGGUGGGCAGGAAGUUUAUGGAGAAAAGAAAGCCCUACGAUCUCCGUGGAGUCAUUAAGGCAUACAACAUCUUGCAGAUCGUCUACAACACCGUUCUCAUGUCAGGGGGUAUUUACUUCUUGCUCGUGCUGAAGCCGUACGACAUGCGCUGCGUACUCACUCUGCCGCUGGACCACGAGUACAAAAACUGGGAAAGAUUGCUCACCUACGCGUACUUCGUCAACAAGUUCAUGGACCUAAUGGAGACGGUGUUCUUUGUGCUGCGAAAGAAGGACCGCCAGAUAUCCGUCCUGCACGUCUUUCACCACCUGGCGAUGUCCUUUGGCGGCUACGUGAACAUCACCUUCAACGGCUAUGGAGGCGUUUUCUUCCCAUCCUGCCUGCUCAACGUGGCGGUCCAUGUGAUCAUGUACACCUACUACUACCUGUCCUCCGUCAGCAAGGAUGUGCAGUCGAGCACGUGGAAAAAGUACAUCACCAUUGUCCAGCUGGUGCAGUUCCUCCUGAGCCUGGUGAACUUCAGCAUCACCCUGAUGCAGCCUGACUGCAAGGCCUCGCGAAAUACGAUAUAUGUUGGCAUUUUAAUGUCCUCGACUUUCCUCCUGAUGUUUAGCAACUUCUACGUUAGGAACUACAUAUUGAAACAAGGCAAACAGAAGCCCGAGCUGAAAUCCGAAUGAGGCCGUAAAUCCUUCGAAUA